GAUUUGAGGAUUUCGACUUAUGAAAGAAAACACUACCGUGUGUAAAAUAGAAAAGUGGAUAUUUUACAUUUUGCAAAAACUAGUGAAAGGAAAAUUUGUCAUCACAGAGGAAAUGAAGCUUUAUAACAGUGUAGUACUUUGUCGUGUAUUCAUACUCAUGGAUAAGAUACAUGCACUUUUAGUCCAAGGUUCUUAUGCUAAUCAACGCGCGCUUUUUUAUGAAAUGCGCCAUCUUAAGAUGGAAUAUAGCGUUACAAACAAAAGUUACAGCUUGACUAAACACAGUUCCUAUUUGUUUCCUUCCCAAAUACAAGUGGACACAACUAUUCGUAAGAUUAGUGGUCUGUUAGGUAGCAGCCGUAAUGAGUUGCAUAUUUUUCCAAAUAGCAAAGGAUUUCUAAGUGGCGCUAUUGCCCUUGUCCACCACAAUUCCUCAUCUAAUGCUAUAGACUGUCUCAGGGAAUUUCCAGAUGGUUGGUGUAUACCAGGCAGUACAGAGUACUUGAACCAAUUCAAAUUCGAAAAUCUCGGAGCUCAAUACAUUGUUGUGAUAGAGAAACAUGGGAUCUUCAAGAGGCUAUUAGAAGAUAGAUUUGUCCACCAUUUGCCUUCCAUUCUCAUCUGCGGACUCGGAUAUCCUAGCAUUGCCACAAAAUUCUUGUUUCAAAGAAUAGCGAGAGAGCUUAGACUACCUUGUCUUGGUCUUGUGGACUAUAACCCCCACGGUUUGGCACUUUUACAAACAUACAGAAGUUCUCUUGCGAAGGAGGCGUCUGAUCUUGAUAACCAACUUUCGUGCUCCUCCUGGAGAGAAAGCACGCCAUUGCAUAUCUACUGGUUAGGUUUACACUUCUCUCAGUUGUCGCAGUUGAAUCUUUGGGAUAAGUUUCGAAAGCCUUUAACAAGGCGAGAUCGAGUUCUUCUCACAAAGUUGCGCAAUCAACUACAAACCAAAGCUGGACGAAAUUUAGCAGUACUAGAGCAAGAAUUGAAUGCGAUGCAGAAUGGUAAGGUUGAACUGCAAGCAAUCUAUUCGCUCGGACACUCUUAUCUAUCGAGAACUUAUUUGCCGUCUGCUAUUUUUCACUAUGAGGACCUUGUUCCCCGGUUGUAGUCAAUACUCUUUUUUUACUUCCGUAUUUUACAUACAACACAAUUCUAAGAGUUUCAUUCCCGAAAACCUUUUUGGCAAUUAUCUGAAUGGUCUCAGUUAAGUUUGUCGAAAGAGUGAACAAAGAGUUUGUUCAAUACUAUUAUAAAACAUUUUAAUAGUAA
This is a messenger RNA of Galdieria sulphuraria, 1275 nucleotides long. Its product is annotated as DNA topoisomerase. The record is from RefSeq and is a predicted model, not a curated record. Gene Ontology annotation, biological process: meiotic DNA double-strand break formation; DNA topological change; meiotic DNA double-strand break processing. Gene Ontology annotation, cellular component: nuclear chromosome. Gene Ontology annotation, molecular function: DNA binding; ATP binding; DNA topoisomerase type II (double strand cut, ATP-hydrolyzing) activity. Bases 20 to 1114 code for a protein of 364 amino acids. NCBI's taxonomy places the organism in Eukaryota, Rhodophyta, Bangiophyceae, Galdieriales, Galdieriaceae. The transcript has 4 exons.